Lacerta agilis (Sand lizard) is the source of this 9611-nucleotide messenger RNA. It is a transcript of the gene FHOD3, whose product is annotated as formin homology 2 domain containing 3. The record is from RefSeq and is a predicted model, not a curated record. NCBI's taxonomy places the organism in Eukaryota, Metazoa, Chordata, Lepidosauria, Squamata, Lacertidae. Gene Ontology annotation, biological process: actin filament network formation; sarcomere organization; cortical actin cytoskeleton organization. Gene Ontology annotation, cellular component: cytoskeleton; cytoplasm. Gene Ontology annotation, molecular function: actin filament binding.
UUUCCCGGUUCGGCUUUCCGCCUUCCUUGGUUUUUCGCCUUCCUUGCAUGGAUGCACCAUGGCCACCGCAACGCUGGUUGCAGGGUGCAGUUCCUCGACGACACCGACCCUUUCAACAGCACCAAUUUCCCCGAGCCCACCAGGCCGCCGCUCUACACUUUCCGGGAGGAUAUCCCCCUGGGCACCCAGUUGGCCGGGGUGCACCGCUUGCUCAGAGCCCCGCAGAAGCUUGAUGACUGCACAUUGCAGCUGUCUCACAAUGGUACCUACUUGGAUUUAGAGUCCACCUUAGCAGAACAAAAGGAUGAAUUGGAAGGUUUCCAGGAGGAUUCUGGCAGGGGCAAGAAGCACAGUGUCAUUUUGAGGACCCAGCUUUCAGUCAGAGUCCAUGCCUGCAUUGAAAAGCUCUACAAUUCAAAUGGACGGGAGCUGAGGCGGGCCCUCUUCUCCUUGAAACAAAUAUUUCAAGAUGACAAGGAUUUGGUUCAUGAAUUUGUUGUGGCAGAGGGCCUGACCUGUUUAAUAAAAGUGGGCGCUGAGGCGGACCAGAACUACCAGAAUUACAUCUUGAGAGCACUGGGACAAAUUAUGCUAUACGUAGAUGGGAUGAAUGGAGUAAUCAAUCAUAAUGAAACAAUCCAGUGGCUGUACACUCUGAUUGGGUCAAAGUUUCGGCUGGUUGUAAAGACAGCACUGAAGUUGCUCCUUGUUUUUGUGGAGUAUACGGAAUCCAAUGCACCACUUCUGAUCCAAGCAGUGUCCAUCGUAGAUGACAAGAGAGGUCUCAAGCUAUGGUCCAAUGUUAUGGAGAUCCUGGAAGAAAAGGAUGGGGUUGACACAGAACUUCUAGUUUAUGCAAUGACUUUAGUGAACAAGACACUGUCUGGCUUGCCGGACCAGGAUUCCUUCUAUGACGUUGUUGACUGUCUGGAAGAACUGGGGAUAGAAGGCAUCUCCCAGAGACACUUGAAUAAGAAAGGAGCAGACUUGGACUUAAUAGAGCAGUUCAACAUUUAUGAGAUGACCCUGAGGCAUGAGGAUGGCGAUGACAAUGGUGAGCCCCCUCCCAGUGGCCGCAGAGAUCGAAGGAGGUCCAGCUUUGGCUGCAGUGAACGAAGGGGGCUGGAACGUAGGAGGAGCCGGAGGCAUUCUGCCCAGAGCGAGAAGAAGACGUUGUCUGCCCCUCCCAGCCCCUCUCCUCAAGCAAGCCUUGGGGGUAGCCAUGGGCAGGGCGUCGGAAGCCUCAGCGAGAAGUACAGUGGCUACAGCAACAACUCCUGUUCUUCCACAUUACCUCAUUCUGGAUUAAGUACACCUACGACACCCAGUUCUCGCCAUGCUGCAUCGCCACCCGAAGAGUCCAAAAUUGAGAGGCCGUCCUUGGGUGGUCUACUUACAUCGUCGUAUCGGCAGCACCAAGAGUCUUUGGCAGCGGAAAGAGAGAGGCGGCGUCAGGAGAGGGAGGAGCGGCUGCAAAGGAUAGAGCGGGAAGAAAGAAACAAGUUCAAAUACAAAUACUUGGAGAAAUUGGCAGCUGAAGAGUACGAGAAGGAGCUGAGAAGUCGGAGUUUAUGUAGGGGCAAGAGUGACUUGUCCUUGAACUUGGGCUCUUCUUCAGUCCCAGCCUCUCCCAUUCCGACAUCUGCUAGCCCCACUUCAACAGAUUCUCAGGAGGAGCCAAAGUCCCCUGUGACAACUCGCAGGGCAUCUCAGAUCUCAGAAGUGAGUGCCAGUGAACCUGAAUGCGAACCAGAACCUGAGCCAGAGGCAGAAACAAAAACAGAGCAGGAAGAUGAGGCAGACUUGGAGCAGGGGGCAGAAACACCCCAAGAAGUAGAGGUUGCAGAGGUGGAGCCAGAAAGCGGAGUGGAGCAAGAGGCAGAAGAAGGUGCAAUACUAAGUGAAAAAGAGAGGCAGAAUGAAGAAGUGAAUGAAAAAGACAAUUGUUCCGCAUCCAGCAUAUCCUCAGCAAGCAGCACUUUAGAGAGGGAGGAAAGGGAGGAAAAGUUGGCCAGUGACAAUGAAACUGGUCCAUGGUUACAGACCAUUCAAGAUGUUGGUGUGAAUGAUCAGUGCAGCAACAUACUCAAUAACAAGAGGUUCAUGUUGGACAUGUUGUAUGCCCAUAACAAGAAGCCCAAGGAUGAAGAAGAUAAAGAGCUGGAGGAGAAGGAAGAGGAAAAGGAGAUGGUGGAGGCAAGUGAAGACUCUAUCACUAGCCUGGCCAGCAGGAUCUCAGUUCUGAAGGCUACCAAACAAGCCAAAGACGAAAGUGUCAAAAGAAUGGAGAUUGGGAAUUUGGACAACCAGGGCAGCGUCAAGGCCUUUGCAGAAAGAUUCAACAAUGGUGAACUGGCCAAGACCUCAAACUUUCCUGAGACUGAUUUUAGUGACAAGGUCUCUGAAAAAACACCGCAGCCUAAGAAGGAAUCUGACUAUAUUUGGGACCAGCUCAUGGCCAAUCCCAGAGAACUGAAAAUCAAAGAUAUGGAUUUUACAGAUUUAAGGGAUGAGGAUGAGGACAUCUUGGAUGUGGAAAUGGGUCCUGGUGACUCUUUAGCUCCCCCUCCUCCACCCCCGCCUUCCUUUUUGGGUUUGCCUCCUCCACCCCCUCCCUUGUUUUAUGGAUGUCCUCCUCCACCCCCACCCUCUGGUAAUUUAUUGGCACCCCCUCCCUCUUUGGCAUUCCUCAGGGUUUAGGAUCGCCCCCUUCCCAGAGGUCAGCCAGCCUUUAUAAAAAAAAAAACAAUCCGUCUAUUUUGGAAUGAGGUGAGGCCAUUUGAGUGGCAGUAUAAGAACAACAAACGCUGCAAAGGAUUCCUGUGGUCAAAACUGGAGCCUAUUAAGGUGGACACUUCCAAACUAGAGCACCUCUUCGAAUCUAAAUCCAAGGAGCUUCCUGUCACCAAGAAAACUGCUGCAGAUGGCAAGAGACAGGAAAUCAUUGUGUUGGAUUCCAAGAGGAGCAACGCUAUUAAUAUUGGCCUGACGGUACUGCCCCCUCCAAGGACGAUCAAGACUGCAAUUUUGAACUUUGAUGAAUAUGCCUUAAACAAGGAAGGAAUAGAGAAAAUUCUCACAAUGAUUCCCACAGAAGAGGAGAAGCAGAAAAUUCAGGAAGCUCAGCUAGCCAACCCUGAUAUUCCUCUGGGCAGUGCUGAGCAGUUCCUUCUGACUCUUUCUUCCAUCACUGAACUUUCUCCUAGACUUCAGCUCUGGGCAUUCAAAAUGGAUUAUGAGCUUGUGGAAAAGGAGGUUGCAGAACCACUUUUGGAUUUGAAGGAAGGAAUGGACCAGCUUGAAAACAACAAAACUUUGGGAUUUAUCCUUUCUACUCUACUAGCCAUUGGAAAUUUUCUCAAUGGAACCAAUGCCAAAGCCUUUGAACUGAGCUACCUCGAGAAAGUUCCAGAAGUCAAGGACACAGUGCAUAAGCAGUCUCUCCUUCAUCACGUCUGUACGAUAGUGGUGGAAAAAUUCCCAGACAGCACGGACCUUUAUUCUGAGAUUGGGGCCAUCACGAGGUCAGCCAAGGUUGAUUUUGAACAACUCCGGGACAACUUAUGUCAAUGGAGAAGACGGUGCAAAGCAUCAUAUCACCUGAAGGCCAUAGCAAAGCAUGAAAUGAAACCAACUCUAAAGCAAAAGAUGUCUGAGUUCCUUAAAGACUGUGCAGAAAGAAUAAUAAUUUUAAAAAUUGUCCAUAGAAGAAUAAUUAACAGGUUUCCACUCCUUCUGUUAUUUAUGGGAUACCCUCCUUACGCAAUCCGCGAAGUCAACAUCAAUAAGUUCUGCAAAAUUAUUAGUGAGUUUGCCCUGGAGUAUCGCACCACGAGGGAGCGCGUUUUGCAACAGAAGCAGAAACGAGCCAACCACAGAGAAAGAAACAAAACCAGAGGGAAAAUGAUUACGGAUACGGGGAAAUUCUGCAGCAGCAGCAGCUCUCCUCCACCUCAGAACCAACCGCAGGGGCUACAAUAUGCGGAAGAUGCAGUGGAACAUGAGAAUAUGAAGGCCGUCUUGAAGACUUCCUCCCCAAGUGGGGAGACCACCGUGUUAGGAGUGCGCACUCGAAGUCGGGCGAGUCGAGGUCGCGUUGGCUCGUGGAACGCUGGCAAUGACGAUUCACCUAACGCUACAGAUGAUGCAGCAGACGAGAUCAUGGAUCGCAUUGUCAAGUCUGCCACACAAGUGCCAAGUCAGCGAGCAGUGCCUAGAGAAAGGAAGCGGUCAAGAGCAAACAGGAAGUCAUUAAGGAGGACACUUAAGAGUGGACUGACACCAGAAGAAGCCAAAGCACUGGGUCUGAUGGGCACUUCAGAGAUGCAGGUGUGAUAACAGCAUCCGUGUCAACUGCAAGAAGAGUCGUUGUCAUAUAAAGGCACAGGCAGACAGGCUGCCAACGGUCUUUCAGUUUAGCAUUCUCCCGUCAGUUCCACUUUGCUGCUUUCCCCAUCAUCUUUUAGAUUCAUUUUCAUAAUACUGAAGCUGGCAAAAAAGUAGGCAACACAAAGGGCUAAAAUUAAAAAAGUGUGUAACAGACCAGUAAAAUUAAGUCAGGGCUGUGGGGGAAAGAGGUGAUGUGGAAAUUGCCUAAUGCUGUUCUGUCUUGUUCAUGCUGCAUUGAUGUGGUCUCUAAGAAGGUUUUCCGUAUUUUGUAUUUUGUGAAAGGUGUUUAUGUUCAUUUUCCUUGUGACCUUUUGUAAUAAUUGUAAAGUACUAUAUUUGUCAGUUCGAGGGCAGUUCUUUAAAUAGGCAAACUAACUUCUGUCACAGUUGCUAUGACCUCUCUGAAGACAAUGUUGUUAAAUAGAAACAUGCCAUGAAUUUUUAUCUUUCCACCAAAGAAUGUAAAAAUGUAUGUCUACUUGUGUAUAUACCGAGUAUGUGUGUGCAUGUGUGCAUGCACACACACACACACACACACACACACAUGCCUACCAAGUCCAGGUGCCUUCAACUUUCAAGCAUCCUGUCCUGCAUGAAGGGAAAUCCUUUUUACAGGAACUCAUUCCACUAGGACAUUUAUAUACCGGGACCUCUCACAACAUCUACAUGCACAUUCAACAUAAUAGCACAGGUGCACAGGGAUAGCACAGAGUACCUCUUGUCACUCAGCUGUAGAGAUGUAUAUAUAAAUUAUAGCAGUAUGCCAGCAACUAGCCAGAGACAAAAGAGGAUUUGCUGUCAAGGUCAAGUAGGAGUUUUGUGCACAUGCGUGGGCUGAUUAGGCUAUUUUCUUAAUCUGAUGUAGCAAAGCAUAACUGUGUCACGCCCACUGGAUGAAUUAUACAAAGGUCCUGCUACACUCCUUUCCAGUUACAUUUUCAACACCACCACAAACCAUGAAAACACAACGCAGAACGCAAGACAACAGGGAAUAGAGACAGUUGCCGUCCUUGCACAUGGAAACUGUCCCCCAUCCCCCAAAUAAUGGGGAUAUUUAAACAUCCAGAGACUUCCUUUCCGAAGUGUAUGGAAUGUAGUUUAACGAAUGUAUUUGAGAUAGGUUUCUUCUGCUUAUUUCCAUGGCUUUCAUGGAGCAGCUCUUUAGAAACACCCUAUCUUGGAAAUAUUCAAGAAUCAAACACAUUCAGUGUUUCCCCUUUUCUUGAAGACUGGUAUGAAAGGGAACUUUUUACACUUGAACAUACCUCUAAGCUAGUGGUACUAAAGAAGGCAUAACGAUUGCAUCACUGUUACCAUGCCAGCCAAUUGCUCAACACUUGAAAAACAAACUUGAGAGAAAGUUGUACAUCAUUCUGCCGGAUUCCAGUCACAGCCUUUAUGUGGAAAGCCAAAUACUGGCCAUACAACUAUAAGAAAAGAGUGAGAAAUUCCAUCUGUACGUUGCUUCUCUCACUCAACUGCUGGGUUUUGUCCCAUGAGUUACUGUGCUAUUAACUUUGACCUAGCCCCUCUAAAGGGAAGUUUGUCUCUUGUAACAGCUACCGUAGGGCUCCUGGAUAAUGUGUACUCCCUCAAUUUUGACAUACUGUUUAUUUAGCGAUUCUGCAGUGAUAUGGGGUUUUGUUUUUUUUAAUAAACCCAGUCAGUGUGCAUUUUUUACUAAAGAGGGAAAGGCACUGGCCAGUAAACUGAAGGAAAUUGAAUGUAUUUAAUCAAUAUUUCAUUUAUUUCAGGAGAAUGAGGUUAGUCUCUGGAAGAGGGGUUCCUAAAUCCUUGCUAUCAAAAGCAUAUCCCCCCACCUCCUAUAUCAAAGGAUCUUCUUCCAUAAUAAAGUAGUGAGUUAUUGCAAAUUUCCAAAAUGAUAUGGUUUGAGAAAUGACCUGAAACACAACUGGUAAGCUGGUUGAAAUGCUCAGGCACAAAAACAAUAAUCUAUGUUUACAGUUGCUACAGAUCUUAUACUCUAGAAGAGCACACACUGUCAUUUUACAUUAACCAGGAUUUUUGGUGGUAGUGGGGAACCAUCCUAAAUGGUUGCAUUUACCUGUCUGCUUGACAACAUCCAUUUGUCCAGUUUUAUGAUUACUGAGAUUUAUACCUACUUUUCAGUCAAAUUCCCAGUGUACCUUAUGAAAUUUCAUUUCUUAACAGGCACUCUUGUCAUAAGCACUUCUGGUACUUAUUGAGCCAGAACAUAUUAGGAUUAUACGAUGAUACAUAUAUACCAUUUUUCUAGAGAGCAGGGGGUGAGAGGUCCUGCUUCCCUGUUCCUGUAAAAUAUGGUGUGUCCUUAACUGCCUCCUAUUUAGACAGUAGCCCAGUACUCCAAAAAAGCACAUUUUAUACAUGACAAGAAACAAAUGUCCUUCAAGGAUUGCCAUGCUGCUCUUUUUAUUUACCAUUGGCAAAUAAAACCCUCUCAGAUAUUUCACCAGAAUAUUUUUAUAAUGCCAGUGGAGUUUUCCCACAGGAAAUGUUUUCUAGGUUGCUGAUAUGAGUUGGGAUUCAAAGAGCCACUUGAGCUCAUGCACAAAGAUUUCACUGGCCCAACCAAAGUCAUGUCAUUCUCUUUGAGUACCCAGUAUCUAUCCCAAACAACCAUCUGUUUUGAAACUACUGUUUCCAAAACAGUUUGCAAUGCAAAAUAGUGGGAGGGGACUUCUUUUUGUAUGGAAACACUAACAUUUACCAAUCCAGGAGCUCAUGAAAUGAGUUUCAUUGAAUCCUCACCCGUUUGUUAUAAGUUUGGCCACAGUUACUCAUCUGGGAUUGACAAACCUCCUCAUGUGUUCCAAAUGAAAUGUGCUCAUGAUUCUAGUUUGCAUGCAAGAAAGAGACACCACAAGGGAAUCUAUACCUUCAGUUUGCCUUGAAGGUUUUCAGUAAUGUACUCCAGUUCUCCAGUGCUGCCAAGUGACUGUUCACACAUCUGCCUGAUGUUAUGCUGUUCCUUUGAUAAGGACAUAGACAGAUACUAGCAUUUAUCAGGCGCUGCCAAAAAAAUCUAAUUGUUUCAAGGUUUUGAAAGUGAACAAUAUCCAAGUCAAUCCUAUCUUCAAACUGAAGGAUAAUUGUCAGUGGCAACAGUACAUUUCAAGCACAGUAGCUACUGAGCGAUGCAGCAGAAAUGCCCAAAGGAAUUGCAUGCAACAUGCUUCAAAACGUGCUAUCACAGCAGAACCUACAUUUUUCAUUCACCGCUGCUUUGUUGGUUCAAAUAUCAACAUAACAGAUUUCAGAUGUUAUGUAACAAGGGAAUCUAUUUGUCCACUGAGCCAUACCUGUCAUUUUCUCGCAAGCCUUAAUAAUUGUUUUCUUGAGUUCAAAAGAACUCUCGGCUAAAAAUGGCAAUGCAAAGGAUUCCUCAGCAUGCAUAGUGUAACAUUCGAAAAAAUGCACCAAAAGUAACCAAGCAGUUUUCUUUAGAAGCAAUAUGUAUUUUGAAGUCACAUGGUUCAGUCUCCCCUUCUAUUCUGAAUAUAGGUUGUAGUUGGUUAAAAGCAAAAAUGUUUAAGGUGUGGCAUGUGUGAUGCUUUAGGUCACAAUGCAAAGCCUGGCAACAUGAGCAAGGCUAUCCACUGCCUUUUAACUCAUACAGCAUUCUGUAGAGUUCAUUCUUCAAAAACGUUGGUAGCUCUUACUAACUUCUGCUGAACUUUCUAAAUCUGACCCCCAUUUAUUAAAAAAAUGUUUUCAGUCAAUGGCCUUGAAAUGAAUUGCUUUAGGUUGUAUAUAUGCUGCCUGCUUAAUAGCAGAGGGUGCUUACCCGUGCUGCAUCUCUCACCCCCCAUCCCGACCAUGUGCACUUUUCAUUCGUCCGUAAACACUCAAAAGGUUUUCUAGAAAGCCAUACUCAGGCAAUUAUUAGCAGGAAUUCAAAUACCAUUUUAGAUUUGUAAACUGAUGCAGUCCUGCUGCUGGACGCAAGAACAUGGCAAGUACAUGCAUAGUGCAAGCCUAUAUGUCUUCUUACAUGUAAGCCACGUUGAAUUCAAUGGACUUACCUCCCGGUAAGUGUGUUUAGGCUGGCAGCCUAGGUGGGUCAAGUCCAGGUUUCUUAAUUUAUAUAUAUAUUGUUGCUAGUAAUAUUCAGGGAAAGUUGUGUAACAUUAAUGAGACUUGGAUUUUCGACACGAUCCACUUGUAAGUUCUCCUGUGCAAGUUCCAUUUGAGUGCUCUUUCCCAUGCAUUUCAGUGGCCCAUUCAUUUGUGCAGGAGAGCCUUGCGGUGAAUUCCCUAUCUAGUCUUCUACACUUUUCAAAUAGUUUUGGAUUCCUCCUCCAUCCAGAGUGGUAAAGCAAAAGAUUGCACUUUCACAAAUAGCCUCCGUAUUCUGUAAAGCACAGAGAGCUUUGUGUUUUCCUGGUCAAAAUGAAGCAUUUCUUUAUUAGAAGCUGUAGUAAAAACAAUUUCCACAUUUAUCAGUUAAUGUGAAGUGGGGGUGGGCUUCACAUGCAGUUACUUAACAAUUCACUUAGAUACAUGACUAAUUCAAAGGAGCAUUUCUAAAGACUGCUAUAAUUUACACACAUGCAAGGGGGGGGGAUCCUUUAAUUUUGAAAUACUUUGACUUUGCUACCUAAAGCAUAGGUAUGGAUGGCUUACAACUAUCAUCACUAAGUUUUAAACAGCUGUGAAAUACAAGGUUUUUUUGUGAAUGAAGAAGCCAUGGGCUACCUUUCCCUUUUCAAAGGACUGUCUUUGGACUCUUUUGUCUUUUCUGUGAACUGGGAAUUGAAAAAAGAUAUAGUUCUAAAGUAGAAAAGGACACGUUUCUAGACAAAGAAUUAUUGUAAAAAUGUGGUAAAUGUGACUAGACUUUGUUUUGUGUGUAGCAUAGUGUAAAAUAAGCUUUUUUCCAGCAGUGUUAUUCUAUGAAUUGUAAUUUAAGAACAAGCCAUGCAUGGUCAAAUAUAUAUCCUGCAGGGAACACACACGCACACCAUUGUUCAUUUUGUUGUUUUCCUGGCUGUAGGCAAAGACCUGUAAAAUGUUGAAUUUAAUAUUUCAUCCUCAGUCUUUACUUAAUGAAGAACUUGAAUUAACUCACCCUCCCCCGCAAAUUUCCUGCCUCCCAGCCCCACUGAUAAUUUGUCGCAAUCUUCAUCCAGUUUUGGCACUACAUUGAGUAUAACAGGAGUUUCCUUUUAAAAUACUCAACACCUUCUCUGCUCCCAACAUUACUCUUCUGUUUUAGAUUU